Molecule: messenger RNA, 3061 nt
Organism: Tachysurus fulvidraco (yellow catfish)
Lineage: Eukaryota; Metazoa; Chordata; Actinopteri; Siluriformes; Bagridae
Gene: lman2la
Product: lectin, mannose-binding 2-like a
Exons: 9
Coding region: 72-1103 (343 amino acids)
Biological process (GO): endoplasmic reticulum organization; Golgi organization; endoplasmic reticulum to Golgi vesicle-mediated transport
Cellular component (GO): Golgi membrane; endoplasmic reticulum-Golgi intermediate compartment; endoplasmic reticulum membrane
Molecular function (GO): D-mannose binding
Source: RefSeq, a predicted model, not a curated record
CAGAGGAUUGUACUAGAAAUACGAUGGCCGCCGCCUUACGUUAGUGCUGAAAACACACAGUAGGGGAGUGAAUGUGUGCGAAAAUGGCUACAAUUAUGCUUGCGCUCUGUGUGAUAUCUAUUGCUUUUUUAAGAUCUUGCUUGUCAGAUGAUGGCCAUGAGAUGGAGGAGUUUCUAAAGAGAGAAUAUUCGUUGUCGAAACCAUAUCAAGGAAUCGGUUCUUCCGGCUCUUCCCACUGGGAGCUGAUGGGUGAUGCCAUGGUAACCACUGAUCAGGUGCGCCUCACUCCAGAUAUGCAGAGCAAGCAGGGGGCAGUGUGGAGCCGCAUUCCGUGUCACUUGAAAGACUGGGAACUGCAGGUGCACUUUAAAAUCCAUGGUCAUGGGAAGAAGAACCUGAACGGAGACGGUCUGGCAGUGUGGUACACAAAAGAACGCAUACAGAAAGGUCCGGUGUUUGGAAAUAAAGAUUUCUUCACAGGGUUAGGUGUGUUUGUAGAUACUUACCCUAAUGAGGAAAAACAUAUAGAGGCCCAGAAGAAACGGUACACCCCUCGCACACAGAGGAUCUUCCCGUACAUAUUAGCGAUGGUGGGGAACGGCACCAUCGGAUACGAUCAUGAGCGUGACGGCAGACCCACUGAGCUGGGUGGCUGUAACGCCAUGGUGCGCAACCUCAAACACGACACCUUCCUCUUCAUUAGAUACGUCCGCCGCAGACUUACGGUUAUGAUUGACAUCGAUGGUCAGCAUGAAUGGAGGGACUGUCUAGACAUCCCGGGUGUGCGACUUCCUCAGGGCUACUACUUCGGUGCUACGGCCAUCACCGGAGACCUCUCGGACAACCACGAUCUCAUCUCUCUGAAGCUCUACCAGCUGACGGUACUCCGGAGUAAGCUAGACGAAGACGACGAGGAAGAGGUCACUGUUCCAAGCGUGGACAAUAUGGAGCUAAUAAGGAACUACCAGGAAGGGGAAGCAAUCAGCAGCAUUGGCAUCUUCUUCACCGUGCUCUUCUCCAUGCUGGGCCUCUUUCUUCUCAUCGUCGUCGGCCUUGUGGUUUACAGCCACUGGAACGAGAGUCGACGCAAACGUUUCUACUGAGCUCUCCGCAGGCUGAAACUGUGACUAGAACAUGCAAAUUGGGCUCAACGGGUUCACUGGCACCAAAACACUGGCAGCAUCAGUGUGCACCAAGCGAAGGGGUUUGAUUCUGUACACAGGAAAGGCAGGACGAAAGACUCGAGCUUGAGAAAGACAUUUUAAACGGGUUUUAAACAGGAAGGGUGCAGCAACGUAGGGAACAGGAUUCAACCCCCUACCAGCAGGGCCUUAUCCGUUCGAACGGGUUUGGGAUAAAUGCUUUUUAAAUAGCGUGUAAAUAGAAAACUGCCUUUGACUGUCUUUCACUACAAGUCUCCACUUCCAGUAUUUAUGAAACUGUUAUUCUGUUGAUGUUUUGCAUUAUAUGUCAUGCUAAAAGGGAAUAUACUUACAUUUACUACAUUUGGCAGACGCCUUUUAUCCAGAGCGACAUGCAAAAUGCUUUGAAGUCUAUAUCAAUAAAUACAUUAACACUACUUCACUAGGGUACAGACUUAGGAUACCAUCAACCUAAUCGACUCAGCUGUUCAGACAUCUAGGGGAAGUUCUUUCCACUAUUUUGGUACUAGAACAGAAAAGAGUCUUGCUGUAUGGUGGGACCGGUCGAGCAGUGCUGGUAGAAUAUGAUACCGCCGACAGGAAUUUGCCGUGUUAGCCGAUAUUAAUUUAAUUCAUAUGUUGUGACCAUGAUGCUGGAAUUUUAGUAAACAAAUACCGUGUAAUUUGACCACCAGGGAGUGCUAUGACAUUCAAAUACCUGUUAAUCAGAAAUAGGUUGGUUGGUUGGUUGUUUUUUUAUUCCCCCAGCAGUGGUUUUAUAUCAUUCUUUAUCCAGUUCUCACAAAUACUGACAGGUGGAUAACCCCCUAAGCUCAAGUAUUAAAGUCCACCUAAAUGUUUGCAUCUGACAAAACUUUGCAUCAUGAAAAGAUUUUUUGUCGUGAUAUAUAGAUCAUCUCUGUGAACUUGCACCAAAUACUAAAUAAAAUUCAGACUGAGGAGAAAUAGAAUGAUUAAUGUUGAGUUUGCACUAUGAAAACCUCACACUAAGAAACCUGUCAUUAAUUUUUUUCUAACAAUAUUUUACUUAAAACAUUUAGUUGCAUGUUUAGCUGCCUAAAUUAUUUCCUUGAGAGAGAAAGCCAAAGAAAAAUAAACCAAUUUGACUUAAUAUCAGACAUUUUUUUUUCUACAGACUAAAACCAUCUAGUUUUACCAACAGGCUGCAUUUCUGCUUAAAAUUGUACUCAGAAAUUGGAAGAUGUCUCCAGAGUCAGCACAUAAAACACUUCCAUGCGAAAAUAAUCGCCUUUGAUUGACUAUGUUUUAGUCAGCAUGUAGAUUCGAGGACAUAAAUGUGCCAUUAUGAUUACACUACAGAAUUUGUCCCCUAGGGGUUGCUAAAAGCUAAAAAAAAAAAAAAGUAUUUAUGCCUAUGGCAUUUGUUCAGUAUUAUUACAGCUUAAAAUAAGUCAGUCGUCAAUACAGGUUGCAAAAUAAUCUGCAAAUCGAUUGUGCUUGUUCGUGCUGUCUUUCCUCUAGUGCUGUUGUACAUAACAUGAGUUGUCUGCUUGUCAUCAUGCCAGGGGCAAAAAGGUCACUUGUGUCAUUGAGGCGUCGUUACUGAAUGUGACUCGAGAUCAUUUCAGUGUUUGUGCCAAGAGCUGUUGAGUUCCUGAGAGGACAUUCGACAGAAACACAAUAUCUCAAACAACUAUACAACUAAACUACACACACACACACACUUCCUUACUACAGAACAUCCUUUCCAGAACGUUCUUGUUCAAAAAUUCUUCAGAAAUGACAGAAGUGCUUUAAAUGUUCAGACUUGCUGGAAGAUCAUCAUAUCCUGGUUUGCAAUACUGCUAAUUAUAUCAUGUUAUAUACGAUCGAGGCAGGCUUGACAUUUUCAGCAAAUAAACACGUCAGUGAGGCAGUCGUGUGCGAUAUUUAUUUUA